CUGAAGGCCCAGACGCAGGGCACCUCGGAGGAGCUGAGGUGCCUCCAGAUGCUGAACCGGCUGCAGGAACUCUCCGAGCUGGAGGAGCUGAUGAGCAGCCAGCCCUGCUUCAAGCUGGCACUCGGCAUCCAGGACUACGUUGCCACGAUUACCGAAAAUAUCAUCCAAAGGAGCGCCCCGAGGGUCGGUGCCUCUCAGAAGCAGAGGAACUCCAGCUGGCAGCUGGGCAGCCGGCCCUUGGCACACCUCACCCUCAGGAGGCCGAACCCUUCCCAGCCAGGACCGGAGUUCCGGGACCUGCCGCAGUCCUGCCAGCAUCCCAUCCGCCUCUGGGCCAGCAGGACCAUGCAUGCCCACCUCCAGAACCUCACCUACCAGGACGGGCAUCUGCAGGUGAGCCAGGCGGGCAAAUACUACGUCUACGCCCAGAUCUACUUCCGCUACCCCACCGAGGGAGCUGAUGCCCGCUCCCUGGGCCACCAGCUGGUCCAGUGCAUCAAUCGCCAGAGCGUCUACGGGCAGACCAUUCUGCUGCUGAAGGGCGUGGGCACCAAGUGCUGGCAACAGGAUGCGGCCUACGGGCUCCAUGCCCUUUACCAGGGUGGCCUCUUUGACCUCAUGGCCGGCGACAAGCUCUUUGUGUCCGUCUCAUCGCUGGACGUCAACUACGACGAUGAGGCGGGCAGCUAUUUCGGAGCCUUCCGCCUUGAUGUGUGACAUUGGGGGGGGGAGCGUGCCCAAGGGAGCCCUGGCUUUGGGCCCUCACUGUCCCCCCUCCCCCACGCAGAACUACGGGAGGACGCCUGUGCCCCAUUAUCACCCUCCCUUCUCCUGUUAGGGGUAGUGGGCAAGCUGCGCUGGAGGCAAAGGCAGGACGGGGAAGGGGGAGUGGGGGUCUGCAGCCCCCUUGCCUUUUGUAGAACCUGGAAAUCUGCUGGAGCUCCUUCACCAGAGCCUCCAUUAUAACCAUGUCUCUGAAGCAGCCAGGAAGACGGUGAAGCUAAGCCGGGCCUGGCUCUUCUCCGAGCAGCCCGGCUGGCAAUCGCCAGGCUUCUGGGUCUCUUGGACGUACCCCGAUGCCUUCUGUUGCAGACCCCUCCCCUGCGUCCCUACACGCAACCCUCUUCCCUCCCCCACUGCCUGCCCUCUUCCGGUCGUUCCAACUGAGAAACGUGGGACUCUCUCCUGCCCUUCUGUGCACGCGACCUGCUCCUGUGCCCCAAGGGAGCUGAGCUGCUCUCACAGCAAGUGGUGUUUCACAAGCCUGAUUGCCAAGCCAGGAAUGUAGGUCAGUGGGUCACCUGAGCGAGCGAGCGAGCCCCACCAGGGAGACACGGGGCACACCUUCCCGCUACCUCUCCCUGCACGCAUAUUGGGUGUGACCCUGAAUGGCAUUAGCACUCAGCAUGCCCCAGCCAGAGCUGGCUGCAACCAGGGCCUGUGCCAGCGGCCCAAAACCUCUCCCUUAGCCAUUCUAGAGGGAAGUUAGUCUCUGGUUGUAGCAUCCACAACAGGGCCAGGUUCCGUCUGGCUCAUCUUUAUUUGUGGCUUAGCAUUCUGCAUGUCGUCCCCCCCCCCCCCACACAAAUUGGUCAAGGGCUCAGAGCACUGCAUGCCCCGUGACUCGCUUAGCAGACUCUGUGGGCGGUGGCAAAGCCACAGGUGGCCAUUAGGAACACUGGAAGGAUGGGGAAGGGUGGUCAUUUAUAGGGCAGGACAGGAAACACACACACACACGUCUCUAACCAGGGGGAGCCCCACAUCUCAACCAGGGAACCAGCAUCCUCGCCCUCUUCCGGCUUCUCUGAAAGACAACGGCAACCCACGAGUCCUGGCCAUGUGGCCUGUUGGCCCCUCGGCUAUCUCAAUCCCGGUCCUGGUGCUUCUUCCGCUUCGGUCUCGCACCCUGAUCGGCCAGGCCCAGGCCUCUUGCCCUCCCUUGCCUGGGGGCCCGAUGACGGGGAUGCCUGAAGGCAGGAGGGGGCUGUUCCCACAGGCGGCCCCAGGCCAAGCGGGCUAAGCCAGACCCAGCCUGCAGUGCUACUACUGCGGCAGCUGGGAGGAGAGGCAGUAAGGAGGCGGCCCUGGGGUCUCGGCUACUACUGCGGCAGCUGGGAGGAGAGGCAGUAAGGAGGCGGCCCUGGGGUCUCGGCUACUACUGCGGCAGCUGGGAGGAGAGGCAGUAAGGAGGCGGCCCUGGGGUCUCGGCUGGUGGACUUGGGGUUAUCUGGUGCCCCUUGGGAAGAAGCAGAGAAAGGAGCCAGAGAAUGCCAGGCUCUGCUCUAGGGCCAGCCAAAACCGACCUUCCGGCCAUGGCCAUCGCCCCACCGUGCCAACACAGACAGGUUCCUCCCCCC
Thamnophis sirtalis is the source of this 2357-nucleotide messenger RNA. The record is from RefSeq and is a predicted model, not a curated record. NCBI's taxonomy places the organism in Eukaryota, Metazoa, Chordata, Lepidosauria, Squamata, Natricidae.